AUGCAGGGAACGCUGCAACAUUUGGGGUUCUACCCCACGGCGAAGCUUCUUCAAGCCAUGACCAGCAUGGAUCUUCUCCGGCUAAGCAGUGUAACGCUGUUUACUCACAUGCAAGAUCAUGAUCAGCAUGACGCUGCGCGGCUGUGCCGCAUUCAACCAUCCCUGGAGCGGCUUGUAAUUCCCGGUGUUGUUGCCCAAGAUUCGAUACUUUGCGAAAUUGGCCGCAACCUGCGCGGACUCAAAGUCCUCGACACGUACAUUGAAGAAGUGGAAGCUGGUCGGCCAACCUUCCUGGCUACGAUGCCCAACCUGGAGCUACUGACCCUCAGAGGAUACGUCAAGCAACCGAUCGACUUCACCGGAUUCACCAACCCCAAUUUGAGGCAAGCUCGCUUCUGGUACUUGUCCUUCGAACAAGCUAGUCUGCCCUCAUUCCUGAACGGUUCCCCCAACCUCCAACUCCUAUCGCUGAGCGAUUGCGAUCUGACCGAGACCCGCUUCAUCCAACCACGCAUCAACCUGCUCCAAACUCUCGAACUCCUCGACGGCGACCAAAUUCCCAACAAAUCCCUUCUCCAACUGAUCACCCGCUCGCCCCACCUCAAGACCCUGACGCUGAACCGGCUCCCGAACCUGGACGACGCCACGUUCCGGGCCGUGUACCGCGCGUUGCCCCGGCUGACCCAGCUAAUGCUGGAGGCCUGCGACGGCGUAACGGUGACCGGCGGCUUGCGGCACCUUCUGAUCCGAUGGCCGAGCGCGUUGGAGCGGGUGGAGGUUCGGAGUGGUGAAGACGAGGCCGUCCGGAAGUUGGUGCGGGAGGUUCGUGAGCGGUUGGAAGGAUUUGGGGUGCGGUACGAGGGGAGGCGAUUGGGUGAAGGUAAGAAAUCUGAUAUGAGACAUCAGUUUAGUCGCUAAUUUGAUCAAAAUCUUAAUAAAAACAACGAAUUUUGUC
Messenger RNA from Culex quinquefasciatus (southern house mosquito), 955 nucleotides. RefSeq lists its product as uncharacterized. Lineage: Eukaryota; Metazoa; Arthropoda; Insecta; Diptera; Culicidae. Bases 1 to 918 code for a protein of 305 amino acids. Gene Ontology annotation, cellular component: SCF ubiquitin ligase complex. Gene Ontology annotation, biological process: SCF-dependent proteasomal ubiquitin-dependent protein catabolic process. The transcript is spliced from 2 exons. The record is from RefSeq and is a predicted model, not a curated record.